GUCCACGCUACGGAGAUGCCGCCAUCGCCAUACGUAUCGCGUAUCAAUCAGAUCGACGCGGUUCAACUGGACGAGGAGAUCUACAAGGUGCUUAGAAACCAAGCGAGAGAAAUCGGCAAGUAUCAACCGAUAGAGAAGAUCGAUCGAUGGCAACCCGAGAUCGACGCGCUUCUCAAGUAUCUCGUCUGGAAUUUCUCGCUGCGACGCGGAAAAUCGACCUUUGGUCAGCAACUGCUCGAUUUGCAUUACGAGAAUAUCACCGGCCCAAAGUCCGUGCUCUACGCGAUUUUCACCAUCGGUCCGGCCUACGUGCGAGACAAACUCGCCAACGCGACCGGCGCCAAUCCUAAUUUCACCGCGGUGCUCGAUCACGUCGCGGACCUCGCCAAGCUGCUCGAGUUUCUCAAUUUGCUGAUAUUUUUGCAUCGAGGGACACAGCCUCGCGUGGUCGAGUAUCUACUGGGCAUUGCCAGUUCUUCCAGCACCGUUCACAAACCGAGAAACAUCGGUUACUCCUACAUGACCAGGGAACUACUCUGGCACAGCCUGAUGGAAUUGUUUACCACCGGUUUACCCAUGCUUAACCUGCACUAUUUCAAGCACGCGCUGAAGAAGCUGUUCGCCCGAGCCAGACGCGUUCGUUUCCAACGUUCCUUUCCCCUCAUGGACUCUACCACCAGGUGCGCCUAUUGCGGCGACACGCCGAUCUUACCGAUGCACGCCGGCUGUCGGCACAUCUUUUGCUAUUACUGUCUCAACGCUCACUUUACCGCCACCAACGAGUUCCAGUGUACCGAAUGCGACGCGCGACUCGCCGUCCACGAUAUGAAAACGUACCAAGCGAAGGAUUCGUAGCAUCGGAUCGUCGUCUCGUUACCUGCGUACUUUACCUGUACCUGUAUCCGCGUAAUUAUUGUA
Messenger RNA from Eufriesea mexicana, 918 nucleotides. RefSeq names its product peroxisomal biogenesis factor 2 (gene Pex2). The transcript has a single exon. Gene Ontology annotation, biological process: protein import into peroxisome matrix. Gene Ontology annotation, cellular component: peroxisomal membrane. Lineage: Eukaryota; Metazoa; Arthropoda; Insecta; Hymenoptera; Apidae. Bases 16 to 855 code for a protein of 279 amino acids. The record is from RefSeq and is a predicted model, not a curated record. Gene Ontology annotation, molecular function: zinc ion binding.